AUGUCUGAGCAACAACAACCAGUCGAUGAUAUGCCUGUUCAACCCAAAAACACUCCAAUUACUCAAUCUUCAUCACAUUCAAACGGAUCAUUUGGCACAGUUUUCAUUAUCCUCGCUGUGAUUUUAGUUAUAUCUCUUAUUUCUUGUGUAAUUGGACGCAUUUGUAACAAAAGAAGAAAUGGAGAUCAUCAUCACUCACCUAAACAACGCCAUGAAAUCCAUACUAAAGGUAGAGAAGGUCAUCAUGACAUAGAAUAUGGUAUUGAUAAUAAGAGAAUUCCAAAUUCAAAAGUGGCUGCAUCAAAUAUAGGAGAUCAUUCAAAUAUUCCUACUAGUUCUAUGCCAUUUGAUAAUAUUGAACGUCAUGGUAAAGGAGGGGUGAGGUUUGCCGAAGAUCAUUAG
Molecule: messenger RNA, 402 nt
Organism: Solanum stenotomum
Lineage: Eukaryota; Viridiplantae; Streptophyta; Magnoliopsida; Solanales; Solanaceae
Exons: 1
Coding region: 1-402 (133 amino acids)
Source: RefSeq, a predicted model, not a curated record